AUGCCGAAUUUAUAUUCUUCACCACAAUUACGACAACCUAAAUCACCGGCUAGUAGUCGCUCUAAAUCUUCGAUAUACUCAUCAUCACAUUUGAUUGAAACUCCUCCAUUGCCUCCAUGGGACACACCUACAUCCCCGUAUACAUCAAUGACUCGAUCAUCUCGACAUGUACUUUCACCUCAUCGUGCAGCACCUGCACCACCACCUGUACCUCCUUUACCGGCAUCUCCAUCUCCCGCGACAAUGUACGGUCUCCCAUCUGCAUCCGCAUCCGCAUCUCCAUCACCUAAUCUCCAUUCAUCCCCUAUCGUUCGAUCAGCUUCGUCUUCUUCAUACUCUUCUACUGCAUCUUCUACUGCAUCUUCAUCUUCAUUUUCAUCUUCAUCUUCGACGACUUCUCAGAGAGUCUCAACUCCACCUCCUCCCGUAAGGAGUCGUCGGGCAUCUAGAUCGAAUCCAAAAUUACUUCCUGCUCUCCCUUUAUCCAUCGCCACUGGCUCAGAGCAUAAUUCACCCUACGCUUCACCAGCUAGCGUAAGAUCUAAGCGGAUCGCAGUGGAUUACUCUUCCGAAGGAAUUGGUCUCGGUCUAAAUCUCACGGAUGAGGUACAGAUCAUCGUCAGCAGAGAAGGAAGAAGAUCGAGAGCUGUCUCUGUUUCAUACGGGUCUUCAAGUGAUAGUACAAGCUCGAAUACAAGUACGGAAGAUUUAGCUUAUUUACCCACACCUCCUAUGACUUCAUCUUCACCAAUGACGGAUAGAACACCAAGUAGAUCCUCAAUUCGAAAUCAGAAUACAAAUAUCUCCACAUCUACAGGGACAGAUAACACGCCACCUAGACCAGCGAGAAGAUCAGCUUCUCUUUAUCCUUCACCAUCUUCAGCUAUAGCGCCUUCAUCUAGAAAAUCACCAUUACUCGCUCCAAGACCUUUAUCACUUACACCUCAAUCGCAUUCGGAUUUGUUACCCCCUCAACCUGAUUUCGCAAGAAGUAUAUCGCCUUCAGGUGAAUCAAUAUCUACUGUAACUCUGUCGCCAGCAUCGACACCUCGACCGUUCUCAUCUGACACUCAACCGAAACCGACAACCUUACCUCCUGAUUCUAGUACUGCUUUAACAACGGCGCUGGGAGAGAUAUCGACUUCGAUACCUAUGGGAGGUAGAAAACGUGAUUCAGCUCAAAGACGACUAUCUGCUUUGAGAGGUUUAGUAGCUAAUUUGGAUUUCAAUCAACCCUGGUCGUUCAGCGAGAACACCUUGGCAGAAGAGAAUCCUUUCUCUCCGGAACUUGACAGUCUUCCGGACAACGGUGACGGUGGGUAUUUCUGGGCUUUUGGCGGCGAACAACCUGAGUUAUCUGAAGUAGAAGUGGAAGGUGAAUCAUCAGACGAAUCAUUCGUCAUGACUUCUUCUUCCGGACAAGCUCUUGCCAGUCCUGUCACAUCAAUCUCACGCCCUUUACCAUACCUGGACAAAGCUAAACCCAAAUCUAUAAUUCAACAUGAAAUCGCCGAAUCUCACGGAUGGCCUGAACCCAAAUCAUCUAUUCAGGAAGUAUACUCUUCACCUAGUAUGAGCACAAUGAAUAAUAUCGUCUCCUCGGCGUCUCGAAUCGAUUUGACUCCUAUAAGGAGAAAUUCAGGUUCAAGAAAACAACCUAGCUCCACACCACCUCGUAGACCCAAACAAUUUGGAUCAUCCUCUGAACUUUUGUCUCGUACACCUGAACCACCUCGACCCGCUUCCCGAGCAAGAAGAGAAGUUUUUGAAGUAGCUUCAUCAGGUUAUUCAAAUUGUCUAGAACCUGCCUCACCUUUACUUCCCGCAACACCCACAUCCACUUGGAGGUCAUCACUUUCAAACGAUGAAAUAUAUACUCGGUUAUUACAGACUUGCGGUCCAAUGGAAGUCAAGCGACAAGAGGUGAUUUGGGAGAUGUGUGAAACAGAACAUGCGUUCAUCAACUCGAUGCGGACUGUAUUAAGACUUUUCGCCACUCCUUUGAAAACACCUCAAGGCAGAUGGAUCGACGGAAUCCCAGGUAGAAUAACAGAAUUAUUCGAUUCAUUGGAAUGUAUCACACAUGCUCAUGGAGUACUAUCAACUUGUGAAAGGGAUAUGAGAAGGAAAUCUGAUGUCUUAGAUGUCGAGUCAUUCGUAUCAACUUUCAAAUCAUGGGUACCAAGGUUAGAAGUACAUGAAUGGUAUUUGAUUAGAUUCGAAAGCGUGGUAGCUCUUGUCGAAGAAAAUGUCAGAGAUCCGGAUAGUGUUUUUGGUGAAUUCGUAAGAAUGCAAAUGAAAGAAGAAGUUUUGGGUUCAAUGAGUUUGGGUAGUAUGUUGUUGAAACCUGUGCAAAGAUUGACAAAAUACCCUUUGUUCUUGAAGCGACUACUCGACGUUACUCCCCAUCCUCAUCGCACUCAUCCUGAAAUAUUGUCAUUGCUCUCGGCAACAGAGUCGAUAAUUUUGAACCUGCAAGCCACCAAAGCGAGAGAAGAAGACUUUGAACAACUACAAUCGCUCGAAUCUCGACUUGUUGGAUUACCGGAAAGCUUUACACUCGCCAUAAGAGGGCGAAAGCUUCUUGGUCAAGCGCAAGUAGUUCGUGUACCACCUGCCAGAGAGCUUUCAUCAGCCAUCGCAGCAAGAGGUAGAUCAGGUUCGAUGCAUAGUUCCAGAGGAUCAAUCUCGUCUUCGGUUUCUUCUUCAGCGCCUUCAUCAAUAUCUCCAUGGGACUUUUCAGCUUCUUUGACACCAUCACGAACUUCCGCAUUCUCGGUUUCGUCUAAUGGAUCCUCAUUCUGUUCUGGGCCACCUUCAAGAUCCAACAGUAUAACUAAACCUUCACCUUCAUUCUCUUCUAUCACUUCACCAUCCAGACCGUCAGUCACCAGAUCACCCUCAUCCACUUCUUCUUUCAUCGAUAAUUCAAGGCCAAGUACACCCAGUUCGAUGAAAAAUAAGAAGAAAGAAGAUAUUUUGACAAUGUUGAUAUUUGAUGACUUGAUACUAUUGGGUAAUAACGUUCAUGAGAAAAGUGGAUUAUUCAGCGUUGGUUCAAACAAAAAGAAAACCAAUGGUUCAUUGAGGGUUUUAAGUGAAUUAGAAGGUGGUGUGGGUAAAGUUUCAGAAGUGAAAGACUGGAGUGGAUGGAAUGGUUAUUCAAACUUAUGUUCCAUCACUCUAACUCCAGUUUCACAUUCUUGUAGAUAUCCUUCAUCUCCGAUAACCAUUGCGUUCACCUUACCUUCAUCAUCUUCAUCGUCAUCAUUACAAGGAAGUCUUUCAACUUCGCCUUCUUUAAGAUCCCUCAAAUCAUCUUUAACUCAAUCAUCAGGAUGGAAUUUGACUUGUCCAACAUUGAACAACUUACCUUCCCUACUGGGUAUGUUGGGCCAAGUUAGUACGUCAGGUAUGACGAUUGUAAGGGGAAGUGAAUAUGUAGUGGAGGAGAAAGAGAUUUUAGAAGAUAGUAUGAGUCCGAGUAUGGGAAUGGGAAUGGUGAUGCAAAGAGGGAUCACAGAGGAAGUCGGGGAUGAAGGCGAAUGGUUAGGAUACGCAGCUUAG
Messenger RNA from Kwoniella shivajii, 3567 nucleotides. RefSeq lists its product as uncharacterized. The coding region runs from base 1 to 3567 and encodes 1188 amino acids. Gene Ontology annotation, cellular component: cytoplasm. Gene Ontology annotation, molecular function: guanyl-nucleotide exchange factor activity. NCBI's taxonomy places the organism in Eukaryota, Fungi, Basidiomycota, Tremellomycetes, Tremellales, Cryptococcaceae. The record is from RefSeq and is a predicted model, not a curated record. The transcript is spliced from 4 exons.